Molecule: messenger RNA, 1140 nt
Organism: Hermetia illucens (black soldier fly)
Lineage: Eukaryota; Metazoa; Arthropoda; Insecta; Diptera; Stratiomyidae
Product: odorant receptor 2a-like
Exons: 3
Coding region: 1-1140 (379 amino acids)
Biological process (GO): detection of chemical stimulus involved in sensory perception of smell; sensory perception of smell
Cellular component (GO): plasma membrane
Molecular function (GO): olfactory receptor activity; odorant binding
Source: RefSeq, a predicted model, not a curated record
AUGGCAGAGGAAUUUAAAUUCUCUCAGCGAGUUGUUAGCAGUGAUGCUUUCAAGUAUCAUUUCAAAUUUUGGCAUUUAAUGGGUGUAUACCCCGUGGAAUAUUGUCCCCUCCUUUACGUGUUAGUACUUAUUCUGUGUGUCAGUCUACCGAUCUCUCUGGCAAUUUUUCUGUUUCAUGUAGACGGCAUUAAAAAUAUUUUGAAUAAUCUUUCCGUGAAUGUUACUUUGAUCGUUUGCAUAUUGAAAUUCAUUAAUAUUUUCAUUCGGCGGAAGGAAAUCUUGGAAUUUAAUGUUUGGAUUAAUCAGCUGGAUGCCCGAGCUGAAUCUAUUCAAGAGCGGAACUAUCUUGCUUCAGCCAUUCACCAGGCCCACAGGAUAUUCUAUAUUUUCUGUAUACUAUUCUCUGCAAUAUUGGCUUUUGGUGAACUCAGCGCUCUUCUCGCCGAAGGAAGGCGAUUAAUGUACCCUGCCUGGUAUCCUUUCGAUUGGCAAAAUUCUACCCUGCUCUAUAUUGUAACACAUGUUCAUCAGUUCGUUGUGAUUUUCAUAAACAUAUGUCAAAAUAUAGCAAAUGAUACUUUUCCUACGUUCCAUAUGCUUAUUCUUACGAGUCAUGUGAAAACCUUGAAUACCCGGAUUCGGAAAGUGGGAGCAAACUCGACUAAGUCUGCUAAUAGAAGUGUUCAGGAUUUAAUACAGUGUAUUAAGGACCGCCAAAUGCUCGUACUAUACCUUCGAACUGUUCAAAAAUUGACUUCGGCUGGAAUUUUUAUCCAGUUUUUCACCACUGGAAUAGAAGCUUGCAUUAGCGCUGUUUGUGUUUUCUUCGUGGAAGGAAAUUUUUUCGAGUUAACUUACCUCGGAGUAUAUUUUGCGGGUGUUAUUGCGGAAAUAUUCUUUUAUUGCUACUACGGAAAUGAACUUAUAUAUGAGAGUCAAAGUAUGACGAAUGCGAUUUAUUCAUGUGACUGGACAAAUCGAGAUGAAAAGUUCAAGAAAAUUUUACUAAUCUUCAUGCAAUCAACGCAGACAACUAUGUCAAUUAAAGCGGGAGGUUAUUUCACCGUCAGUUUGUCAACAUUCGUUACGGUCAUGAAGAGCUCAUAUUCACUAUUCGCCCUAUUGAUACGUGUAACCUAA